UUCCGGGGGACCUCUUUUACUGUAACACCGGAAACCCUAAGGGACCGUGUCAAACUCCACCGCUGCUUCGUCGGGCGCAGGGGAAGUAGGCUGCGUGUGACUGGACCUCCGCACUGGAAGUUUGCAGACGGUUUCUGGACCUGGAGGCGGGGCAGUCACCUGCUGUGUCCGGAAGUGGCUGUGCACACACGCAAUGGAGUCUACAGGUUACAGGGGGUCUUCAUAGUUGUGUGUCAUGUCGGGCGGAGGCGCUGCGCCAUCUUAUUCCUGCGCCUGUUUCUUCACUGAUAACAUCUUCAUAGAGGAAUACCAGCUUCAUGUCAGGUUUACAGACGUGCAGCAGUUCACCAGGGACUAUCAGGAGGCAUUACAAAGCAGAGGAUGUCAUGGCGCCGAGAAGUUUGCACAUUUACUGGAAACGGUUAAGAAAGAGGUACAGAGACGAAUGACAUUGGCAGAAGAAUCAAUUCGAAGAAAGGCAGAAAUUUCACUUUAUUAUAAACCAUUACACCCAGAAGUAUAUGUUCUGCAGGAGUGUUUUUUAACUGAAGAAUUUUUGGAAGCUUUUCGUUUUUGUGAGUCUCCUAAUGCAAGUUUGGAAGGUCUCUUAAACCAUCUGUAUUCAAUCCCAGGUAAAAGGAUAUAUAGUUUCCCUAUAUUUGUUCCUCAGUUCUGCAGAGACUUUGUGGAAGAACUUGAACACUUUGAGAAAUCACACUUGGAAAAGGGACGGCCAAAUACAAUGAAUAACUACGGGGUCCUUCUGAAUGAGCUUAGUUUAGAUGAGUCCUUUGCUACUCCUCUUCGUGAGAAAUAUCUGCGUCCCCUUGCCUCUGUUUUAUAUCCAGACUGGGGUGGGGGCUGCUUGGAUAGUCACAAAGCUUUCGUCGUACAGUAUUCUGUGGAUAAAGACUUGGAUUUGAGUUGCCACUAUGACAACUCUGAGGUCACUCUGAAUGUUUCACUAGGAAAAGAGUUCACUGAUGGAAACCUGUAUUUUUCUGACAUGAGAGAGGUGCCAUCCAAUGAGAGAAGAUAUACUGAGGUUGAACAUACCAUUGGCCAUGGAAUACUUCACCGAGGUCAGCAAGUUCAUGGAGCGCUUCCCAUUACUUCUGGGGAAAGAUGGAAUCUUAUAAUAUGGAUGAGAGCAUCAUCCAUACGCAAUAAACUGUGUCCCAUGUGUAACAAGGAACCCCAACUGGUAGAGGCAGUGGGAGAAGGAGAUGGGUUUACAAUGAUAAAAAAGGAAGACGGAGGAGAAACUGUGGAUGUUUGCACUGUAAUCUAAACAUGUAGAAAAAGUAAAAAUAUUAAUGUAACAUUUUAAUUUUACAUUUACAUCUUAAAAUAAUCUAAAUGCACUUUUUAAAAACAAAUUAAUAAAGAGGAGGUCCACCUUUGAAACAU
Bufo bufo (common toad) is the source of this 1410-nucleotide messenger RNA. It is a transcript of the gene OGFOD2, whose product is annotated as 2-oxoglutarate and iron dependent oxygenase domain containing 2. The coding region runs from base 236 to 1291 and encodes 351 amino acids. NCBI's taxonomy places the organism in Eukaryota, Metazoa, Chordata, Amphibia, Anura, Bufonidae. Gene Ontology annotation, molecular function: L-ascorbic acid binding; iron ion binding; oxidoreductase activity, acting on paired donors, with incorporation or reduction of molecular oxygen. The transcript is spliced from 8 exons. The record is from RefSeq and is a predicted model, not a curated record.